AUGCAGCACUUAUUAUUGGUCCUUGGUUUAUUUGGCUGCGCGCUAGGUCAGUACGGUGGUUUUCGUGGUUUCCCGAAUCAAAAUGCCUACCGACCGACACCUCGACCAAAUUUCCAGCAACCGACGCCUCAGUACAGUAGUCCUGGAAGAUUUAUAGCUAUCCGCAGUCAAUCGAAGGAUUCGUAUCCAGACGGUACUUAUACGUUCAGCUACGACACCGAGAACGGGAUUUCCGUUGCCGAAAGUGGACGUCCUCAAGGUGCUCCGCCAGGACAAGCCGAGAUUGUUCAAGGUAGAUUUUCCUACACCGCCCCUGAUGGAACCCCCGUCACCUUGGAAUACACAGCCGAUGAAAAUGGUUUCCAUCCCCAAGGAGCACAUUUGCCAACACCGCCACCUAUUCCCGAAGCUAUCAGACGAGCUCUAGCCGCCAAUCCACCUGGUCCCGAUAAUUCAGACUACAGACAACCCUAUAAUAACAAUAUUUACUCAAGAUAUUAA
Messenger RNA from Osmia bicornis bicornis, 501 nucleotides. RefSeq names its product endocuticle structural glycoprotein SgAbd-2-like. The coding region runs from base 1 to 501 and encodes 166 amino acids. The record is from RefSeq and is a predicted model, not a curated record. Gene Ontology annotation, cellular component: chitin-based extracellular matrix. Lineage: Eukaryota; Metazoa; Arthropoda; Insecta; Hymenoptera; Megachilidae. Gene Ontology annotation, molecular function: structural constituent of chitin-based larval cuticle. The transcript has 4 exons.